AUGGCAACUCCAUCAUUAAGUAUUGCCUGUGCAGCAAUUACAGGUCCUGAUGAUAGCCUUUUAUUCAUCGAUAAAUAUGCUACAGAACAGACCGAGCUUGAAAUGGAUUCCAUUGUUUUUGUUUCUUUAGAUUACUUCACAUCAACGGGAAAAGCAUCAAAGAAAGAAAAGUUCAUAGGACAACUUCAGAUUCCUGAUCAGAAAUAUUCUGUUUGGGGAUAUAAAACGAAUUUCGGCUAUAAAAUUGUUAUUUUGACGAAUAUCCUUCCUAACCAGAAUGAUAGCAUCAUCCGAAAUGUUUGCGAUAAAAUUAGAGAUGCAAUGUUUCUUCAAUUUUGCAAUCCAUUUUAUCAGCCAUUUUCUCCAAUUACUUCUUCGAGUUUUAUUAGCAAAGUACGCGAGAUCACAUCAUCGGUGUCUCAAUCGUCAGAUUAA
Messenger RNA from Trichomonas vaginalis G3, 435 nucleotides. RefSeq names its product trafficking protein particle complex subunit 2-like protein family. The record is from RefSeq and is a predicted model, not a curated record. The coding region runs from base 1 to 435 and encodes 144 amino acids. The transcript has a single exon. Gene Ontology annotation, biological process: endoplasmic reticulum to Golgi vesicle-mediated transport. Gene Ontology annotation, cellular component: nucleus; TRAPP complex; cytoplasm. NCBI's taxonomy places the organism in Eukaryota, Parabasalia, Trichomonadida, Trichomonadidae.